AUGAUCUCUGUCCACUCGGCCCUCUUUACUCUGGUGCUGUUCUCUGAGCUGAGCAGCCACUUGAUAACUGCAGCCAUACCUGCAACUAAAGUAGAAGAUGGGGUAAUAGAGCAAGAUGGCCUGGGUUCGUUACUGGGCGACGAACCCAUGACUGAGCAUGGCAUGGUUCCUCCCGUGUACAGACGACGCCUCGUGGUGGACAACAACGACAGGGAUGAAGAUGGGAACCCUAAAAUCAUCAUGGUCUCGGACAUGAGGCAAAAGGGACGCAGUGUUCAUGGGCUGAACUCGGCCUUUAGCCGGAGCCUUCCUCUGCUCACAGAACGAAGCUUGAGCCACACUCCUGCUGAGUACAGUUUGAAAAUAGAUCGCAGAAACACUGACCUCGACAUGCUGCGAUGUAUGAUAGGAAGAGUGUACCGACCCUGCUGGGAAGGUGCUUCCCUUGCUUGA
This is a messenger RNA of Seriola dumerili (greater amberjack), 453 nucleotides long. RefSeq names its product pro-MCH 2-like (gene pmch). The coding region runs from base 1 to 453 and encodes 150 amino acids. Gene Ontology annotation, biological process: chemical synaptic transmission; behavior. Gene Ontology annotation, molecular function: melanin-concentrating hormone activity; type 1 melanin-concentrating hormone receptor binding. NCBI's taxonomy places the organism in Eukaryota, Metazoa, Chordata, Actinopteri, Carangiformes, Carangidae. The transcript has 3 exons. The record is from RefSeq and is a predicted model, not a curated record.